Molecule: messenger RNA, 4416 nt
Organism: Grus americana (Whooping crane)
Lineage: Eukaryota; Metazoa; Chordata; Aves; Gruiformes; Gruidae
Product: KIAA1755 ortholog
Exons: 14
Coding region: 131-3907 (1258 amino acids)
Source: RefSeq, a predicted model, not a curated record
CGUGGACCGGCGAGCCGAGACGGGCGGGAGAGCCGGGGCGGAAGGGCAGCGCUCGGCCCCCCAGGAAGGAAGAGGGAAGGGGCAGUUGGUGCCGCGGGACCCCCGGUCCCUCUGCCACUUCCCAGUAAACAUGGACGCCGGGUCACUGGACGCAGCAGUGCAGAGUGCCCUCCAGGCCCUCUACCCUCCCUUCGAAGCCACGGCCCCCACGGUCCUGGGCCAGGUGUUCCGGCUGCUGGAGACCAGCUACCGGGGAGAUGGGCUCUGCUGCCUGCUCCAGUUCCUCAUCCCAGCCAAGCGCCUCUUCGAGCACGUGCGGCAAGCAGCCUGCGCUCCCUACUUUAACUGCAUCUUUCUCCAUGAAGGCUGGCCCUUGUGUCUUCACGAGAAAGUGGUUGUCCACCUCGCACCACUCAACCCCCUCCUGCUGCGCCCUGGGGACUUCUACCUGCAAGCGGAGCCCUGCGAGGAGCACUCGGCACGCAUCACCGUCAAGCACCUCUCCCAAGACCUGCGUACGGUGGAGGAGACGCCCGUCCCCAAGGCUGCCUAUGCACUGCUCUUCACCAACGAGUGGCUGGAGGAGAUCAACAGUGACCGGGCCGGGACCCCCCUGCACACCUGCCUGGUGGCCACUGAGAACGGCAUCACCCCGCUGCCGUGGAGGAAGAUUGCCACACCAGAGUUCAUUGACAAGCCCAAGGCUGGAGCCGAUGGUCUGCCUGUGCAGACCCAGCACAGCCUUGCUCCUGAAACUGCAGCUGAGCCAGCAGCACCCAGCGCACCCAUGCCCCAUGGCAAGGCGGACAUCCCGGCACCCUAUGGCAACAUUGCGGGCACCAUCCCAGGCUGCAAGGUCACCUCUCAGAAGUUGAGCCAGGGAAGAUACCCAGGACUGAUCAAGGUGGACCAGGCUGGGCUGCGGAAGAAGCCGGCCACGCUCGCCAUGCCCAGCCUCUGCGAGAUCAUCAGCCAGAACCUAGAGGGGGAGUACGUGGACCUCCUGGAACUCUCCCAGGAUCAGCUGGACCUCCUGGCCAGGUCUCUGCCACCCGCCUGCCCGGCGGGGCUGAUGGGGGCCGGGACCAAGGCAACGCUCCCCUUGGUGAAAGAGGGGCCGGGGGCAGAUACCUGGCCCUGUGGGGAUGCAGAGGAGGGUCCCUGCACCCCGUGCCUGGGGAGAAAGCUGAGCCGGGAGCCGGGGCCGCACGGCCCACGGUGCCGCCACCGCGACUCCUACCUGGCUGCACUGCAGAACCCGGUGAGCUUCGGCCCCGGGCUGAUGGCAGCCAUCCUGGAGGAGCCGGAUGGCCCCGGCCCCGAGCCACCCCCUGCCACCAUCCAUGAGACCCCCGCACAGCACGGAAGGGGGACCGGCAGCCCCAAGCUCCUCACCCGCCGUCCCCGCCGAAUGAGUCCUGGGGUGCAGGCGGAGGUGUUGGUGCGGCAGGGCAGCCCCCAGCUCCCCCCGGCCCCCACAGGCUCCAGCCACAAGUUCUCCUUCCUAAAGGGGCCGCGGCUCGGGAUGGCCCCCGGGGAUGAAAGAGCCGCCAGCCAGCAUGAAGGCGCCUGGAAGAAGAUGUCUGCCAUCUACUCGCCCAGGAUGGGCAGAGCCAAGCCAGCUGGGAAAGGUAUGGAUGCAGCAGCCGCUGCCCCCACAGAGGAACAGUCCCCGCAAAGCCCCAGCAACCAGAACGGCCCCUCCAUGCCCGGCACCCCUGGCCGGGAGCCGCUGGCCUGGCAGGAUCUGCACGCCGGGCUGCUGCACUCGGGCAUCGUGUGCCUGCCAGGGAGCUUGGACAGGCUGGGCAGGGCCCUCCUCCAGGUGACCACCAGCAGCAGCGCCUGGGGGGCUGAGUGGUGCUCGGCCGCCGAGUUGGCGAGGCUCAUCCUCUACCUCUGCUCCCUCCCCAGGCGAGAAGCAAAGGACAGUGGGCUGACUGUCGUGGUGGAUGCCAGGAAGCAGCCACCCGCUCCCGUCCUGUUCUCGGCCCUCCGCUCUGUCCAGAGCAUCUCGCCAGGCUGCAUCCACACUGUGCUGCUGCUGGCCGAGAAGGAGCUGGUUGCCCACCGCGAGAGGCUGCCUGGGGUGCAGGUGGAGACCCUGGCGUCGCUGAAGGCUCUGGGCCGCUACAUCGACAGCUCCCAGCUGACACAGGAGCUGGACGGCACCUUCCCCUACUGCCACGGCGAGUGGGUUCAAUUCUUCCAGAAACUCCAUCCCUUCACAGCCAGCCUGAGGCGGGCGUCAGAGCUGCUGCAGAGCUGCAUCCAGGAGCUGCGGAGCACCGAUGCACUGGCAGGGACGCAGGAUGUGGCCACAUGCAUCGAGAGGCACCAGGAGCUGAUGCAGAGGGUGUUGAGCGACCCGCAGCUGGUGCGCGUGCAGCGCGAGGGGGGGGCCAUGCUGGCCAGGCUGCGCAGGGAGGCCGCCCGGCUCGGCGCCUCGGUCAACGUCAGGACCAGCAUGGAGUCGGCCGAGGGGCUGUACAGCCAGCUGGAGGAGGAGCUUCACGACCUGGUGUCCCAGUCCAACAGCUGCCUGGAGCACCUGGAGUUCCUCCGAAAGGUCCGGGAGCUCGAGGCCGAGUUCAGCAAGCUGGGGUGCUGGCUGGACGGGGAGGCAGCGGCACGGCUGCAGGAGAUGGGUGCUGAGGAGUGGAGCCCCGACACCUUCCAGGGCUCCGCCGAGCGGUUUAAUGAGUUCCUCGUCCAGGCAACAGCUCAGUACCGGCACGGCCUGGCCCUGUGUCAGGAGGCGGCUGAGGUCCGAGACGCGGCUUUCCCCGAGGCAGAUCCCUUCCAGGUGGCUGCAGCCCUUUUCCGGACGAAGCUGAUGAGCUUCUACAGGCAGGUGGAGCGGCGGCAGGCUGAGCGGGAGCUGCUGCGGGAGCUCGGCCAGUUCUCCAGCAAGAUCAUGGGGCUGAAGCUGGACUGCAGGCAGUGCUCAGCCCAGGUGAAGCGUGGGGAGGGCCAGGCGCUGCAGUGUCUGCAGAGCUCCUUCCAGAAGCUGUCAGUGGAGUUCGCCCUGGAGAAGCUUCAGGAGAUGAAGGCUCAGGUGUGCAGGAUGCAGAGCAGCCGAAAGCUGGCAGCGUGGACCGAGGCACAGCACAGGUACCAGGAGACCCGGCAGAUCCUGGAGGAGAUGCUGGCAGAGCUGCAGGAGACCUGGGGAGCACAAGUCAACGGGCAGGGAGACGCCUUUGGCUCCCCCAGUUCAGGGUCUGCAGCCCCUUGCAAGGAAGCCCCAGUCUGCGAAGCAGCCGCCAGCCCUGACCCAGCCGUGUUGGGGGGCCGGGGGGCGACGGAGCCAGCAGAGCCCGGUGCUCAGGGACCAGGACAGCCCCAGGCCGGCAGCGUUCCCAGCCCCGCACUGGGUGCCGAGCCGAGCAAGGCCGCCCGCCCACCGCCAGGCUCCCCGCAGCCCUGCUGCCAUCAGGAGCUGGAGGGCGACCAUGCCUUUCACCACCACGUCUCUGCUGACACCUCCUUCCCAAAACCCGAGAGCCAAACCUGCCUGGGAACUGCAGGACACCUCACCCAGGAGCACAGCCAGCCCCCUCGGAGGCAUCCCUUCACCCUGCCUCCCCGGGCGCGUUUUCCAGGUGCUGACCCGUCGUGUCCCACCGCUGUGCCCCAUGGGACUGCGUCAGCCCCCAGCACGCACAGUCUGCCUGCAGAUAAGUGGGCAGAAGCCACUCAGUACUUCCAGGUUUCCAGCCACAGCAGUUUCUCCUCUGAAGACUCAGACUCGCAGAACUCCACCGAAGAAGCCCCAGCAGCAAGCCUGGCUUUGCCCUGGGACCUCCAGAGUCCCAGACCACCUUUCCCCUCCGAAAAACCCCCGCAGAUUGUUUACCUGGAGAACCACCACACCGAGAGUCCAGCUAAAGCAAAUGCCAAGUAAAACCAGUCCCUUCCAGCUGGGGCUGUUUCUGUCCAGUUGUAGAAGCCUCAAUCACCAACUGGAUGGGACAUCCCAUGCUUGGAGGUGGAACACUGGGACCCAUUGCCCAACCCUUGGUCCUAGAGUCCUUCAGUUCCCGUACUUAGCACUCACCCCGCUGUGGAACAGCAGUAACCCCAUCACGGGCCUCACGAGGUUCAUUAAUAAUCUACUAGGUGUUUUGCAAUCCUCGCCUAAAGUGCAUCUAUCCCUACAAGCACUGGGUUUGCCUCAGGACAGCAGGGAGGGUCCCCUGCAGUCAGCAGCCAUGCUCAGAACAUCCCACAGGAGCGCAGACCUUUGCUGAGGUGUUUCUGCUCGCCAGCCCCGCUGUGCUCCCCCCUCUGCCGGGCGAUUUUACCGUCCCCUGCGCUGCUGCUGCUGCAGCCCUGGCCAAGCAACAGCGACAGGCAUUUUUAGUGUGCGCUUGUUAACGUGAGACUAAUGUUAUUAAUGUUAAUAAACCUGCA